AGGCUUUCUCUGAGGGUCACUCAUCUCACUCCCUCCAACUGAUAAGGAACACAGGAAAGCUCUCAUGUGGGCUUCUUGAAUCCACUCAAUUUAGCCUCCAACUUGUGCUGCAUGUUAAAACAGAACCUCCUUUCCUAGUGGCCCAUUUGAUUGUUUUCCCAACUCCCAAGUAUCUGAAUGACUGUUUUUCCUGCUGAUGUUUGGAUUCUGAGCAAUUGAGCUGAUUUCGGCUUCUGGGUUUUUGGUUUCAGUUUGAGUUUUGGUGAUUUGGGUUUGUGGGUAUUGGUGAGGAUGAUGUCAAUGACAUGCCGUAGUCUUGAUUUUGGAAGAACUGUAUUGGAUUUGGUGGCUUGUGGUUGUUCUUCAAAUGCUUUGUUGGACCGCUCUUCAAUAAGGAGUUACGCAAAGGUAAAUACCAAGGGGAGUAGUAGAGGUUAUGGAGCUCGGCAGGAAGUUUUUGGUGGGAGGGACCGAACUAAGUGUGGAGUUGCAUCAAUGAAAGCAGCUGAGACUCUGCUAAAUGGUGUUCCUGAACGUCUUCCAAGUGUCUUGGAGUUAAAGGAAGAGCCAAGAAGGCCCAUUUCGCUGACGAAUUUGUUUGAAGUGGUUGCUGAUGACCUCUUGACAUUAAAUCAGAAUCUUCAGUCAAUUAUUGGUGCAGAAAACCCAGUCUUAAUGUCCGCAGCUGAGCAGAUUUUUGGUGCUGGUGGGAAGCGGAUGAGACCGGCUUUGGUGUUUCUAGUCUCAAGAGCAACAGCAGAAAUAGUUGGGUUGGAUGAACUUACAAAAGAACAUCGACGAUUGGCAGAGAUUAUUGAAAUGAUCCAUACAGCAAGCUUAAUUCAUGAUGAUGUAUUGGAUGAAAGUGACAUGCGGAGAGGGAAGGAAACUGUUCAUCAAAUGUUUGGUACAAGAGUGGCUGUGCUGGCUGGGGACUUCAUGUUUGCACAGUCAUCAUGGUAUCUUGCAAAUCUUGAAAAUCUUCCGGUCAUUAAGCUCAUUAGCCAGGUUAUCAAAGAUUUUGCUAGUGGUGAAAUAAAGCAGGCAUCUAGCUUGUUUGAUUGUGAUGUCAAACUUGACGAGUACUUGAUCAAGAGCUACUACAAAACAGCCUCUUUAAUCGCUGCCAGUACCAAAGGAGCUGCUAUUUUUAGUGGAGUUGACGAUAGUAUAGCUGAGCAAAUGUAUGAGUACGGCAAGAAUCUUGGCCUGUCAUUCCAAGUUGUCGAUGACAUAUUGGAUUUUACUCAGUCGGCUGAGCAGCUGGGGAAGCCUGCUGGGACUGACUUGGCCAAAGGAAAUCUUACAGCCCCGGUUAUUUUCGCUCUGGAGAAAGAGCCAAAACUUAGAGAUAUAAUUGAAUCAGAAUUCAGUGAAACCGGUUCACUUGAUGAAGCCAUUGAAUUGGUUAAGAGUUCUGGCGGCAUUGAACAAGCGCAAGAAUUAGCCAAAGAAAAAGCUCAUCUUGCAAUCCAAAAUCUCGAGUGCCUCCCUCGGACAGCAUUUCGAUUAGCUCUACAGGACAUGGUGAUGUUUAAUCUUGAACGGAUUGAUUAGUCGACUAGUUUUUAGUGUGGAAAGUCUCUAUAAAACAAGAAUUCCUUUGGCAGAAGGAGAAAAGCUGAAAAUUGAAGCUUGUACCGGUAAAAGCAUUUUCUGUACAUCAACAAGUGCUUCUGCCAAUGCCAGGAUGCUCGCCAGUGCUGUAAACUGGGUAUACAUAUUCAUAUGCUCCAGCUUCAGCUCAUUUUAGUGUCAAUUUGUUCUGUGACAACUUGGCAUGUGAAAUUGAUAUUUAUACUUGUUGUACAAUAAAAUUCUGAGUCAUCACUCAUCAAUAAUAAUGUUCACCAAUAAUAUAGUUUU
Fragaria vesca subsp. vesca is the source of this 1866-nucleotide messenger RNA. RefSeq names its product solanesyl diphosphate synthase 2, chloroplastic-like. Lineage: Eukaryota; Viridiplantae; Streptophyta; Magnoliopsida; Rosales; Rosaceae. The transcript is spliced from 6 exons. The coding region runs from base 292 to 1557 and encodes 421 amino acids. Gene Ontology annotation, molecular function: prenyltransferase activity. The record is from RefSeq and is a predicted model, not a curated record. Gene Ontology annotation, biological process: isoprenoid biosynthetic process; plastoquinone biosynthetic process. Gene Ontology annotation, cellular component: chloroplast.